This is a messenger RNA of Dictyostelium discoideum AX4, 11547 nucleotides long. RefSeq lists its product as hypothetical. The coding region runs from base 1 to 11547 and encodes 3848 amino acids. The record is from RefSeq and is a predicted model, not a curated record. Gene Ontology annotation, biological process: phospholipid transport. Lineage: Eukaryota; Evosea; Eumycetozoa; Dictyosteliales; Dictyosteliaceae. Gene Ontology annotation, cellular component: membrane. The transcript is spliced from 2 exons.
AUGGUUUCACAUAUUGCAGCAUCAGUACUUACAAAGUACUUGGGAGAUUAUGUGGAUGAUUUAAAUAAAGAUAAUAUAAAAUUAUCAUUUCUUUCAGGUGAAGCAGUAUUACAAGAUUUAAAAAUAAAAAAAACUGUAUUACAAUCAUUUCUUCCAAAUGUCAUUGUAAAACAAGCAAUUAUAAAGAAAUUAUCAUUACAUGUACCUUGGAAAGAUUUAAAAGGUAAACCAGCUAUUAUAAAGAUAGAGGGUAUAUAUGUACUGGCAGAGACUAGUGUAGAAUUUGAUGAACAAUAUUAUAAAAAGAAAUUUCAAGAUGAAAAACAAGCGAAAUUACAUAUACAAGAAGUAUUAAGAUUAAAUAAACAACAAUUAAAAAAUCCACACCAAUCAACAACGACAACGACGACGACAAGUGAUGAAUCAAAUACAUUUGGUAGUAAAUUAUUACAAACAGUUGUUGAUAAUUUACAAUUGUAUAUUGACUCUGUUCAUAUUAGAUUUGAAGAUUCAGUUAAUAGGAGAUCAUUUUCAUUUGGUGUUACAUUGAAUAGUUUAGUAGCGGAAUCUACCGAUCAAACUUGGAAUCCAACUUUUAUAAAGAAUGAAUCGACAAUCAUUCAUAAAUUAAUAAACUUAAAUCAAUUAUCAAUUUAUUGGAAUUCAAAUUCACCAAAAUUAAAAUAUACAAAUAUUGAUGAUUUAUCACAAAAAUUAAAAUCAAUGAUUAAAAAAGAAGAUAGUGGUAAACAGCAGCAGCAGCAACAACAACAACAGGGAGAAGAGCAAGACGAUGAAAUUGAAGAAGAUUAUUUCUUAUCAACAGAAUCUAGAAAACAACAAUAUAUAAUUGACCCAAUUUCAGCUAAAUUAAAAGUUGUAAUUAAUAAAUCAAUCAUACCAAGUGAAGUGAUACCAAAGUAUAAUUUAAAUUUCGAAUUUGAUAAAACUGAUAUCAGUUUAUCCGAUUAUCAAUAUAAAGAUAUUACAGGAAUUUUAGAGAGUUUUAAAUUAUUUGAGAAAUCAAUUGAAUUUAGAUCAGCAAGACCAAUCAACACAACCAUUAAACAAUCGCCAAGAAAAUGGUGGAAUUACGCCAUACAAUGUGUGUUACAAAAAGUUCAUCAAAAACGUUACACUCAAUCUUGGUCAUAUAUUAAAGAGUUUUUAAGUGAUAAACGUGAUUACAUUGAAUUAUUUAAAAAAUUAAAAAAGAAAACAAUUCAUCAAACCGAACAAACUAGAUUAGAUUCUUUAGAAUGGAAAUUACCAUUUGAUCAAAUUUUAUUUUUUAGAAAUUUAUCUUUUAAAAUUAUUGAAAAAGAAGAGAAAUUAGAAAAAGAAAGAUUAAAAUUACAACAACAACAACAACAACAACAACAAAAUCUAAAUAAAAUAUCACCGACAACAACGACAACUCCAUCUACAAGUACUGGAGGAGGUGGAUGGUUAUCAUCAUGGUGGAAACCAAUUGUAAAUACAAGUGUACCAAUAACAGCAGCAACAACAACAACUACAGCGACAAAUACAGAUUCAACAAUAACAAAAUUAAAAGAUAUUAAAUUAUCUAAAGAUGAUUGGAAUGAAAUUUAUGAUACUAUAGGGUAUGAUGAAAAUGAUGAUAUUAUUAACAGCAAUGUCGCUUCUUUACAACAACCUAAACAAUUUGGUAAAGAUUUUUCAAAUAUAAUAAAGACAGUGAUUAAUUUUAGAUUAGUACAGGGUGGUUUAAAAUUGAAAAAGAAGAGGAGAACUAUUGCAUUACUUCAAUUAAAUGAUAUUUCACUAUCACUUAAAUCCAAAAUAAAUUCAUCAUUCGUAUUCAACGGUAAUUUAAAAGGUUUAGAAUUAAUUGAUCAAUCAACUUUUAAUACUCAAUUCCCAAAAUUAAUAUCACCAUUACUAAAAAGAAAUUCAUCCUCAAUACCUACAAAAAUAAUAUCACAACCACCAAUUUUUAAUAUUACAUUAGAGAGUCAUUCACUUUCUUCAACAAUAACAUCAUCCACAACAACAGCAACAACAACACAAUCAACAUCAACAAAUAGUAAUAAUAAUAAUAAUAUUAAAGUAAAUUAUAGUUUAUCAAUUCAAUCAAAACCAUUAACUAUUGUUUAUUAUCCUAAAUUUAUAUCAACAGUAAAUGAUUUCUUUUUUAAGAAAGAAGAUGAUCAAGAUGUUCAAGAUAUGGUAUUAGAGGAUUUAGAAAAGAAAGCACAAGAAACCAUAGAAUCAAUUAAAGCACAAACUAGAGAUAAAUUAUUAUUAGCCAUUUCAAAUAAAACAACAUUUUCAAUUGAUAUGGAUUUAGAAGCACCAAUCAUUUUAGUACCAGAAUCAAUAACAAAUAAGAAUACAAAUUUAUUAAUUUUAGAUCUUGGUAAAUUAUUAAUUAAUCAUUAUCCAAAACAACAACAGUUACAACAACAGUUACAACAAUUACAACAAGAACAAGGACAAGAACAAGAACAAGAACAAAAACAAGAACAAAAACAAGAACAAGAACAAAAAGAUUGGAAAGAAGAAUUUUAUGAUGAAUAUUUAUUUAAAUUAAUAAAUACUCAAGUAUUAUUAGCAAAUUUAAAAAAUGAUUGGAGAGAUAUUGAACAAGUUAAAAAGUUUAGAAUGAAUAUUGCAAAUCCAUUAAAUGCAAAUUUCACAUUAAAAAUUAGUAAAUUAAAUAAUCGUCAACUUUUAACAUCAUUAAAAUUAAUGGCAUCAAUUGAUUUAUUAGAAUUUUAUUUAUCAUCUUGUCAAUAUGUUAAUUUAGUGAAUAUUAUUCAAUCAGUUACUCAACCAAUUGAUCAACAACAGCAAUUAAUUGGUUCAGAAUCAAUGUAUAUGUCUGCUUUUGAUUAUAGUAGUGUUUAUCAAUCAAAUAUAUUUAAACAACCACAACAAUUACAACCACAACAAAAACAACAAUCACCACCUUUAAUAUCAUCACCACCAUUAAUUAAAAAAAAGAAAAGUUAUUCAAAAGAAUUUAUUGAUAGUUAUAAGAUGUUUGAAGCAAGUUUUAAUAUCGAUAAAUUUAAUAUUCAUUUAAGAUUGGAUAAUUAUGAUAGUAGUGGUAGUAGUAGUAAUAAUGAUAGUAGUAAUACAACAACGACUAAUCAUAAUCAAUUGGUUAGUCAUAAUGUGGCAUUGGUAUAUUUAAGAUGUUUACAUGGUACAUAUGUUCAAAAAUUAUUUGAUACAAAUUUAGAAUUAUUAAUUAAAGGUAUGUGGAUUGAAGAUUGUUUUCAAAAACCACAAAGUAUUGCUCACGGUAGUGGUGGUGAUUAUUUAGCAACUACUACAAAUAGAUUUAAACCAAAUGAUGUUAAUAUUGGUGGAGGUUCAAAUGAAAAUCUUAUUAAGUUUAAAAUUCAACAAAUUUCAUCAGAUUCACCAUUUUAUAAUAAUAUUGAUAAACUUUUAGAUAUAGAAUUAUCUCAAAUUAAUUUAAUUUUAAAUAGAAAAACAGUUGCAGGUUUAAUUGAAUUUUCUAAUAGUGUUUCAAAUUUAUCAAUUUUAAAAAAUAAUCAAAAUAAUAAUCAAAAUAAUAAUCAAAAUAAUAAUCAAAAUAUAAAUGAAUCAUCACCAACUGUAUUUAUAACAUCACCACCACCACCACCACCACCACCACUAAAUCAUCAAUCAAAUAAUAAUUCUCAAUAUGAUACACUAUCAUCAAGUACUUAUUUAAUUAGAAAUAGUAAUAAUAAAAUAUUACCACCAAUUCAACAAAUAUCAACAACAGCAAAUAAUAAUAUUAAAAUUCAAACUAAAGCAACAAUUAAGAUUGACUUAGUUAGAAUUUUAUUAACAAGAGAGAAUAAUAAUCCAUUAAUUAAAGCUUCAUUCACUGGAUUUAAUUGUACUACUGAUCAAUACAAUUAUAAAACCAUUAUGAAUGGUAAAUUAGGAUCAUUAAAAAUUUAUGAUAUGACAACUGAAGGUAGAAAUUAUCGUACAAUUUUAACAACUAGAGAAAGAAAGUUAAAUAAUAAAACAAGUCCAACAACACCAUCUAGUUCAGGAGUAUCAACAGGAACAACAUUUGAUAUUGAUAUUGAUAAUUUUGAUACAGUUUCAUCAUCAUCAUCAUCUUCAUUAUUAUCAUCAUCAUCAUUAUUAAUAUCACCACCUGGUGGUGAACAAUCAUCAUUGGUUUAUUUUCAAUUUGAAUCUAGAAAUGAUAAUAAUAGUCAAAUGUUAAAAAUUAAUUUAAGUAGUAUUAGAUUCAUAUUUUUAAAAAGAUUUACAGAAGAAUUAAGAUUAUUUUUAAAUAAUGUUAAUAUGAUGAGAGAGUAUUUAAAAUCAUCAAUUUAUUCAGCAGCAACUGUAAUCUCACAAAAUAGAUCAACUUUAUUCUAUGAAAUUGAAAUUCAAAAUCCAUAUAUUGUAAUACCAUUAUCAUCAUUAUCAAAUAAAAUAUUCAUUGUAGAUUUAGGUAAAAUCAAUAUAAAGAAUCAAUUUGAAAAGAUAAUACCAACAAGUACUGGUGAAAUUGAUAUGAUCUUAAUGGAACCAGUUAUAAUUGAAAAUAUUAUAAUUGAAGCUCAAAAUAUUAAGUUAUUAUCAGGUUUAAAUAGUGAAAUUAAGAAAUCAGAAAAUAAUAAUAACAACAACAACAAUAGCAAUACAAAUCAAAGAUCAUAUGGCACAAUGGUUAGUGAUGUUAAUGUAUCUAUCAAUUUGAAAACACCAUUAUUUUCUGAAUUAAAUUUAAAACAAUAUUUAGAACAAUGUAUGAAAUUACAAAGUUGGGAAAAACAUUUUACAAUUUCACAAUUUGAAUUGAAUGUUAGUGAGUACGAAUUGAAAUCUUUAAUAGAAUUAUUAGAUGGUAAUUUAUCAGAAUUCUCUUCUGAAAUUUUAAAUGAUGCAAAUAGUAGUUUUGAUCAACAAAAACAACAAGAAAUUGAAAAAUUAAAACUACAACAAGAAAUUGAAGAUAAUAAUAAUGAUAAUGAAGAUGAACAAGUUAAUAAAUUAUUACAAUUAAUAAAAGAACAAGUUGGUUAUACAUAUUGUAAAUUAGGUAAAUUUUCAAUAAUGUUUAUGAAAAGAGAUGGUACAGAUAUUGAUGAUAGAUUAGUUUUAUUUUAUGUUAGUGAAGCUAAAAUGGAUAUUAUAAAAGAAGAGAUGGAAACUUCAAUGAAUAUUGAAAUUAAAUCAGUUCAAAUGAAAGAUUUUUCAAAAGAAACUCAUCCACAUUUAAGAAAUAUUUUAACACCAUUGUCUUUAAAAUCAGUUAAUGAAAAACGACAACAAAAAGAACAAAUACUACCACAAAUUAUAAUUAAAGGAUCAAUUAAACCACCACCAAUUCAACAAUCAUUAUUUCAAAUUUCAAUUGAUGGUAUGUUUAUGAUAUUUGUACCACAUUCUUGGAUACCUGUACAAGAUUCAAUUAUGAAAUUAAGUAAAUUUGCAACUGAAGCAUGGAAUAGAUAUACAAUCAAAGUUUAUGGUGAAGCACCAACAAAUGAUGAAAUCAUUCAAUCGGGUCUAUCAUUAUUCUCAUUGAGUAUAAAAGAUAUUAAAAUUUCAAUACCAGGUGAUUGUACUGUCAAUAGUGGUCAAGGUGAAAAUGAAUAUUCUCUAUUCAUUCGUUCUUCAUUAGAUAUUCAAACCACUUCAAGAGGUGCUAUGGGUGUUGAAACUAUUACUUUAAUUGAUGCAAAUAAUAUUCAAAUUUAUCGUAAUCAAUUAGUUGAUACAAAUAAUGAAAAUAUAAAUAAUAAUAAUAAUAAUAAUUUAACAACUUCAACAACAACAACAACAACAACAAAUAAAAAUCAAUCAAAUAUUAAAAUUAUUGCACCAUUUAAAAUUGUAUUUCAAACAACUUCAACACUAUUAAAUUCAGAAUCAAGUUUAUCAAUCAAUAAUAUAGUUGUAACAUUUUCAUAUCAAGAUUUUAAAUUAAUGAUGAAAAUUAUAAAUUCAAUCAUUGAAUCAAAUAAUCAAAAUUUAAUUCAAGAAAAAAUGAAAAGAAAUUAUUUAAAAAAAUAUAGAGAUCCGAAUGAAUGUACAAGUGAUGAUGAAUUAGAAGAACAAUUACAACAAUUAGAAAAUGAUGAUUAUAAUGAUGAUAAUUAUAAUAGCAAUGGCAAUAAUAAUAAUAACAAUAGCAAUAAUCAAUUACCAGUUAAAGAAGAUUCACAAUUACAAAAAUAUUUAUCAAUUUCAUUAGAAAAAGGUGAAUUCAUAUUAAAUGAUGAUCAUAAAAUAUCAUCACCAAUUAAAUUAUUAUCAAUUGGAGUUGAUGGUUUAAAGAGUAAUAUAUUUUCAUUCCCACAAAAAAAUCAAAUAGCUUUAUCAUUGGAUGCAAAUAUGAAAGCAGGUUAUUUUAAUAAAAAUAUUGGUAUUUGGGAACCAUUGAUAGAGAAUUGGGGUUUCUCAUUCACUUCUAAUAACUCAAUCGAAGGUGGUUGGAUGGUUAAUUUCAAUUCUAAAAUACCAUUAUAUAUUAAUAUUACAAAGAUUUUCAUUGAUACUUCAAUUUCAACUUAUCAAAUUUGGGCUGAUGAUUAUUAUAGUCAACAAAAAAAAGAUAAAAAAAAUAAAUCAAAUGAUUAUGAUAAUGAUGAAAUUAUUGAAGAUACUGUUGAACAAGUUAAUAAUGAUUUAAUUAAACCUGCUGAUGAUCAAAAGAAUAAUAAUAAUAAUAAAAAUGAUAAUAAUAAUAAUAAUAAUAAUAAUAAUAAUAAUAAUAAUAAUAAUAAUAAUAAUAAUAAUAAUAAUAAUAAUAAUAAUAAUAAUAAUAAUAAUAAUAAUAAUAAUAAUAAUAAUAAUAAUAAUAAUAAAAAUAAUAAUGAUAAUAAUAAUAAUAUUAAAAAUAAUAAUAAUAAUGAAAAUAAUAAUAAUAAAAAUUUACAAGAAAAAGAAGAAAUUAAAUAUCCAUAUUAUAUAAGAAAUGAUACAGGUGUUGAAUUAUGGUAUUGGGUUAGAAGUGAUGAAAUUCAAAAAUUACCAGUAGGUAAAGAAGCAGGUUUCAAUCCAAAGUUUAGUAGUUCUUCUUCUUCUUCCCAACAACAACAACAACAACCACUAUCACCAUUACUACAAACACAACAACAAAUUCAAUUAAAACCAGAAGAAUUACAACAAAAAAUUGAAUUGGAAAGAAAGAUAUCAUUUCAAUUAUUUGGUGAUUUUCAACCAAUUGCUAAAGUUCCAAUGGAUAGUAUUGGUACAUAUACAUUAUAUCCAAUGCCAGAAUAUAAAAAUAUUAAAUUACUAUAUGAAAUAUCAUAUCGAAAUGGUGCAAAAGUAUUAAGUUUACAUUCAAAUUUUAAUAUUAGAAAUGAUACUGAUAUACCAGUUGUAGUUCAUAUCACUGCAAUUUAUAAUCAAAUACCAAGAUCAAUUGAAAUUUUAUUAAAUCCACAUGUUAAAAUUCCAAUUCCAGUUGAAUAUACUAUUGGUAGAAUUAAAUAUAAACCUUAUAAUCUUGGUUAUGAUUAUUCUGCUGAACGUAUAGAUUGUUCAAAUGUUUUACAAUUAUUUAAAUCUUCAAAACAAAAACAAAAACAAUUAAAUAAUCAACUUCAACAACAAUCUAAUAAUAAUAAUAAUAAUAAUAAUAAUAAUAAUAAUACAAAUUCAAAUAAUUCAAAUUUAUUAGGUAAUUUAAUUGGUGGUAAUAAUAAUAAUAAUGAUUUAAACAUUGGUAAAAUUUCAUCAAAAAUGAUAUGUAAACAUGGUGUAAAAUUACCAUUUGUUUUUUUAUCAUCAAUUGAAAAGAAUAGUUUAGAGACAAAGAAUACUAUUGAAAUUUCAAUUAAUACGGCUAUAAUGAUUGAAAAUGUUUUAGCAUGUGAUUUACAAUAUCGUCUUUAUCACGGUAAGAAUAAAAAGAUCAUUGGUUCAGCAUUCUUUAGUGGUGUAAUUCCAAUGGGUAAGAAAUUACCAGUAUUGGUUUAUGAUUCACUUCAAGAUAUUUAUAUGGAAUUUCAAAUUUAUGAUUUCCAAUGGUCACCAUUAUGUUUAAUCGAUAGUAUGGUUGGUUUAGCAGUUACAGAUAAAGUUAAAAUUGAAGAUAGGUUACAUCAACCUCUAUUGAUUUCAUUUGAUAAUAGAAUUCAACCAAAUGGAAGUAGAUUCGUUACAUUGUAUUGCGAAUAUUGGUUAAUUAAUCAAACUGGUUUACCAUUGUAUUUCCGUCAUCAUAUUGGUGCUCAAACCAUUGAUCCUGCAGGUCAAACACCAACCAAACAAAUUGAAACCAUUCACGAAUCAACAUCAAUGAAACCAACCGAUAGUAGGAAUUGGUAUACCAAAGAAUGGAAUCAUCCAUCACAACCAUUUAUGUUUGCCUAUUCCGAUAACUCUAUCGUUGGUGGAAAAUUCUCUUUGAAAAUUUAUGAUUCAAAUUGGUCCUCACCAUUCUCUUUGAUAUCAUCACAGUCAUCGAGUAAUUCAAAUAUUGAAAUUAGUGAAGAUCGUACCGAUGAAGAAAAAGAAAUUAAAAAUGUAAUUGGUACAAUUACAAAGAGACAACCUUUAAAAACAAAUUAUAAUCUAUCAGUUAGUAUUUUACCAUCGAAUUCAAAGUUUUGGCGUACAAAAGUCGUAACAUUUAGUCCAAUGUAUUUAAUGGUAAAUUCAACACGAUUUCGUAUACUCUAUCAACAAUUUGAUUGUGAUUCAAAUACUCAAUCCAUUAUACAAGAUCAAUCAUUACCAUUUCAAUUUCCUUCCUCUAGACAUGAAAAACUCAUUCGUAUUGGUAUAUUGGAUACAAGUGCAAUCUCUAAUAAUCCUUACAAUGCAAAUGAUGUUUCAAAUAUAAAAUGGAGUGGUUAUUUUAAUCCACAAAUUUUAGGUCAAGUUGUUUUAAGAUUAAGAAAUGAAACUGAUAAUAGUAGUGGUGGAGUUUUAAAUAAAUUUAAAAAAGAUUCUGAAAUUUCAACUAAAAAAAGAAAUUCAAAUUUUAUUUCAAAUUUAUUAACAAUUAAAAAUAAACAAUUAAAUGUUGAUUCAUCAAAUCAACAACAACAACAAUUACAACAACAACAACAACAACAACAACAACAACAACAACAACAACAACAACAACAACAACAACAACAACAACAACAACAAUCAAUCAAUCAACAAACUUCAUUAAAUUCAUCAUCAUCAUCAACUAUAACAUCAACAAAUUCAACUGUUAUAUUUGAAGAUUUAAGAGUAUUUAUAAAUGUUACAAUUAGAGUUAAAUCUAGUAAAAGUUUAACAACAACAAUGAUUAUAUUGAAUGAACAAAAUCCAGAAUUACCACCUUAUAGAAUUAAUAAUAAAACUAGGUUCCCACUUUGGAUUAGACAAAAGAAAACUGAAAUUUGGGAUAAAGUUCAACCAAAAACUUCAAUACCUUAUGCUUGGGAUCAUCCAAUUUUACCAAAGAAAUUAAUAAUUGAAUUUCCAACUGGUUUAACUAAAACUUAUCGUCUUGGUAAUUUAGAAGAGAAUUCAAUUGUUUCAAUUAAAAAUCCAAAUAGUAGUGGUGGUUAUGAUAGAGUUGAUUUUCAAAUUUCAAUCAUUGCAAAUGGUCCAACUAGAGUUUUAAAUAUUAAAGAAAGAGAUUUAAAUGGUGAUACCAAUAAUAAUACAAUUUCACCACAAUUAAAUUCAAUUGAAACUUUUGGAAUUACAAAUGAUCCAAAUAAUCCAAAUAAUCCAAAUAAUAAUCCUAAUAAUAAUGAUAAAUUAAAUGUUAAAUAUGAAUUUUCAAUUGAUCUUUCAAAUAUUGGUAUUUCAAUUAUUAAUAAAAUUCCAACAAGAGAAGAAAUUGUUUAUUUAUCAAUUGAUGGUUUAAAAUUGGAAGUAAAACAAUCAAAAUUGGAUCAAUAUAUUCAAUUUAAAGUUGAUGAUCUUCAAAUUGAUGAUCAACGUUAUUCUACAAAUUUCCCAGUUUUUUUAUGUCAAUCAAAAAAAAUUAAUCAUUCAAUAAAUCAACAACCUAAUCAACAAUCUUCAUCACCACAAUCAACUAAUACAACAACAACAACAACAACAAAUACAACAACAACAAAUAAUACAACUCAACAACAAAAAUUAAAACCAUUUUUACAAUUUAGUGCAACUAGAACAUUAAAAUAUUCAAAUAUUAUGUUUUUUAGAUAUUUUUCAAUUUUAAUUCAAGAAUUUGAUAUAAAUUUAGAUGAAGCAUCAAUUUUAAAUGCAUUAUCAUUUAUAAAUAUAAAUUUGAAUAGUUUAAAUGAACAUUUUACACUUCAUCCAACAAUUACACAAGAAGAAAUUCUAGAAACAAAGAAUGCAUCCAAUAUAGAGAAUCAUAUGGUUUACUUUGAAAUGUUACAUAUUAAUCCAGUUAAAAUGAAUUUAUCAUUCAUUAGUUGUAAGAGUCCAAAAGAAACUCAAGCAAUUCUUGGUGCUAGAUCAUUGGCUGAACUAUUGAUUGGUUUUAAAUCAAAUUCACCCUUUUUAAAUAUUGAAAGAGCACCCAUCAAAUUCAAUGGUUUCAUUUGGGAACAUCCAUUCCUCUCGACUAGACAAGUUAUCGAUGAAAUAUCAUUACAUUUCUCUUAUCAAAUGAUGAGUCAAGCUCAUAAAAUUUUUGGUUCAUUCGAUUUCAUUGGUAAUCCAAUUAGAUUGGCCGAAUCGUUAGGUAGUGGUUUUAAAGAUUUUUUCCAUGAACCUGCAUUAGGUUUAGUUAAAAGUCCUCAAGAUUUUGCUGCUGGUCUCUCAAAAGGUACCUCUAGUUUAAUCAAUAAUUCAGUAUUUGGUUUCGCUGAUUCAACUUCAAAAAUUACAGGUACCAUUUCAAAAGGAUUGGUUCAAUUAUCGCUGGAUGAUAGUUAUAUAAAAGAAAGACAAGAAAGUAAUAAACAAAAACCAAAAGGAGUUAAAGAAGGUUUAGAAUUUGGUUUCCGUGAUUUUGGUGAGGGUGUUAUUAAAGGAAUUACUGGUAUCAUCGAUGAACCCUACAAAGGUGCAACACAAGAGAAAUCUUGGGAAGGUUUUUUCAAAGGUAUUGGUAAAGGUGUUUUGGGUGUGGCAGUUAAACCAACGGUUGGAGUUUUCGAUUUAGUUAGUAAAACAUCUGAAGGUAUUAAAAAUUCAACCACUGUUGCAAAAUCACUCUCUCAAAUUAAAAGACGUCGUAUUCCAAGAUAUUUCCCAAGAGAAGGUACAUUAUCAACCUAUAAUCAAUUUAAAUCCAUUGGUUCCUUUAUACUUUAUUCAAAGAUUGGUCCACCACCAACUCAUGAUUGGUAUGUUUUUCAUACUAUUCUAAACUAUAAAGAUUUGAUUUUAAUUGGUAGCAAUUAUCAUCUAUUGUUAAUUCGUUGUGCAAAUCUUUCAAUAAAUGGUAAUUUAUCGGAUUCUGAAAUCAUUUGGAAAGUUAAAUUCUCUGAAAUCAUUCAAAUUAAAAAUAUACCUUCCAAUUUUGGUUUCCAAUUAUUUGUAAAUGUAAAUGGUGUUGGUCAACCUCCAAUCACUCUUUUAAUUCCAACUCUAACUGAAGAAGUAAGAAAUAGUGUUGUUAGAAAAAUUACUGAUUUAAUUUUGUUGGAAAAAAGAUUUGGUAAUAAUUUAGAUUAG